CCUUACAUGCCAAUUGUGCAUAGAACUUUUGGAGUCGGCCAAUCUGAAACUUUGUAUAUGUCUAUGAUUCAAAAUAUAAAAGUUUUUAUUGCUGAAAUAAUGGCUAGAAGUUGUGGAUUCGGGCACACAGAUUAUGAUUUACAAUAUUUUGGACAACUUUUUAAUGAUCUAGAAUUUAUGAAAAAUUUAUUCAGAACAUAUAAAAAGGAUGAAGAUAUUAUUAAAGAUUUCAUAAAGUCCUUUGAAUAUGAUAUAAAUGGAACAUAUACUGUAAAACAAAAGAAAAAUCAACGUUAUAAAAAUUAUGCAACAAAUUUGCUUCUAUCAUUUAAAAAAAUUAAUAAUGAAAAUGAAAGAAAAGAGUUCUUCAUUAAUGCAAAGUUUCCGAUUUCUACUUUGUAUAACCAAGAUAUAGAUCCAAUUAUUAAUGAAUUUUUUAAAAAAAAGGUGUUUUGUGUAAUUGCCUGA
Dentiscutata heterogama is the source of this 468-nucleotide messenger RNA. NCBI's taxonomy places the organism in Eukaryota, Fungi, Glomeromycota, Glomeromycetes, Diversisporales, Gigasporaceae. The record is from the annotation of a GenBank genome assembly.